Oppiella nova is the source of this 2685-nucleotide messenger RNA. The record is from the annotation of a GenBank genome assembly. NCBI's taxonomy places the organism in Eukaryota, Metazoa, Arthropoda, Arachnida, Sarcoptiformes, Oppiidae.
AUGGCUAAACGUACAGACAUUAAAAGCAUCUUAAUUAUUGGUGCGGGUCCGAUUGUCAUCGGGCAAGCAUGUGAGUUCGAUUACUCAGGUGCGCAAGCAUGUAAAGCCCUUCGUGAAGAAGGCUACCGUGUUAUUUUGGUGAACUCUAACCCAGCCACCAUUAUGACUGACCCGACUAUGGCAGAUGCAACGUAUAUCGAACCGAUUACGUGGCAAACUGUUGCACAAAUCAUUGAGAAAGAACGCCCAGAUGCGGUUCUUCCAACAAUGGGUGGUCAAACGGCAUUAAACUGUGCAUUGGCACUUGAUGCCAACGGUAUUUUAGAAAAAUACAAUGUUGAAUUGAUUGGUGCGACCAAAGAAGCCAUCGAAAAAGCGGAAGAUCGCAAACUUUUCGAUAUCGCAAUGCGCAAAAUUGGUUUGGAAUGUCCGCGUGCUGAUGUUGCAGAAACAAUGGAACAUGCACUUGAAAUUCAAGCGCGUUUCGGUUUCCCUGUGAUUAUCCGUCCAUCAUUUACAAUGGGUGGUUCAGGCGGUGGUAUCGCCUAUAACAAAGAAGAAUUCAUUGAAAUCUGUGAACGCGGUUUUGAUCUUUCUCCAACCAAACAAUUAUUGAUUGAUGAAUCAUUAAUUGGCUGGAAAGAAUAUGAAAUGGAAGUUGUUCGUGACAAAAACGACAACUGUAUCAUUGUAUGUACCAUUGAAAACUUCGAUCCAAUGGGUGUGCAUACAGGUGACUCCAUUACUGUUGCACCUGCACAAACUCUGACAGAUAAAGAGUUCCAAUUACUGCGUAAUGCUUCUUUAGCAGUGCUACGUGAAAUUGGUGUAGAGACAGGCGGAUCAAACGUUCAGUUCGGUAUCAACCCGAAAGAUGGCCGUAUGGUUGUGAUCGAGAUGAACCCUCGUGUAUCUCGUUCUUCUGCGCUUGCGUCUAAAGCAACAGGUUUCCCUAUUGCCAAAAUUGCAGCAAAACUUGCAGUGGGUUAUACCCUUGAUGAGUUGAAAAAUGACAUCACUGGCGGUACAACGCCUGCGUCAUUUGAACCUGCAAUCGACUAUGUUGUAACCAAGAUUCCUCGUUUUAACUUCGAGAAAUUCCCACAAGCUGAUGCAACACUCACUACACAGAUGAAAUCUGUGGGUGAAGUCAUGGCAAUUGGUCGUAACUUCCAAGAAUCUGUACAAAAGGCACUUCGUGGUCUUGAAGUCGGUGCUUGUGGUUUCGAUGAGAAAAUUGCGGUGGGUACUGAAGGCGCGAAAGAUAAAAUCUUGGUAGAGCUUAAAGUGCCAGGUCCUGAGCGUAUUUGGUAUGUUGCUGACGCAUUCCGUCAUGGCUUCACAUUAGAUGAAGUAUUUGCUGCAACCAAUAUCGAUCGUUGGUUCUUGAUUCAAAUCCAAGACAUCAUUCAGUCUGAAGAGCAAAUCAAAACUUUAGGUUUUGGUGAUUUGAACGCUGACAAUAUCCGUGCAUUUAAACGUAAAGGUUUAUCUGAUUUACGUAUUGCAGACUUGAUGGGCAUUUCGCAAAAGCAAUUCCGUAAGCACCGUUGGAACUUGGGUGUAUACCCUGUUUACAAACGUGUAGAUACCUGUGCAGCUGAGUUCGAGUCAGAUACUGCUUACAUGUAUUCAACUUAUGAUGACGAAUGUGAAGCGAAUCCAUCUAACCGUGACAAGAUCAUGGUAAUCGGUGGUGGCCCUAACCGUAUUGGUCAAGGGAUUGAGUUCGAUUAUUGCUGCGUUCACGCUGCCCUUGCAAUGCGUGAAGAUGGUUAUGAAACCAUUAUGGUCAACUGUAACCCUGAAACGGUUUCAACUGACUAUGACACAUCUGAUCGUUUGUACUUCGAGCCGAUCACUUUAGAAGAUGUUUUAGAAAUCGUACGUACAGAAAAACCAAAAGGUAUUAUCGUACAGUACGGCGGUCAAACACCUUUGAAAUUGGCUCGUGCUUUAGAAGAAGCAGGUGCACCAAUUAUCGGUACGUCUCCAGAUGCGAUUGACCGUGCAGAAGAUCGUGAACGUUUCCAACAGAUGAUUCAACGUUUGAAUCUUCGUCAACCAAGCAACAGCAUUGUUAAAUCUGCUGAAGAAGGUAUGGCUGAAGCAUCUAAAGUGGGUUAUCCGUUGGUUGUACGUCCAUCUUAUGUCCUUGGUGGUCGUGCGAUGGAAAUCGUAUACAACGACGACGAACUUAAACGUUACUUGCGUGAUGCUGUACAAGCGUCUAACGAAGCACCUGUACUGCUUGACCAUUUCCUUGAUGAUGCAACAGAAGUCGAUGUUGACUGUGUAUCUGACGGUAAAGAUGUGGUGAUCGGCGGUAUUAUGCAGCAUAUUGAACAAGCAGGUAUUCACUCUGGUGACUCAGCAUGUUCGAUUCCACCUUACUCUCUUUCUCAAGAGAUUCAGGAUGAAAUGCGUCGUCAAACCGUUGCUAUGGCGAAAGAGCUUGGUGUGAUUGGCUUGAUGAACGUACAGUUUGCUGUUAAAGGUGAAGUGAAGCACGUAUUUAUUUCAGUACGUCAUUCAGAUAAACCUCGUGCCGCGGGUAUUGCGAAACAAUUGGUUGAUUUAGGCUUCAAAAUUAUCGCAACUGGCGGUACUUAUGAUGUCAUUAAAGAAGCUGAAGGUAAACAAGCUCAGCAGGAUUCAUUCUCAAUCCGUCGCUCUGCGCUUCAA